UUAUUUAAUUGAUUAUUAAUUGAGAAACAAGUUAAAAGGAGAAGACUAUCAUGACGAAUGUAAUGGACAUUAGUAAUGCAGGAGGACAAAUAUUAUUUGAUACUAGUGAUGCAAAUAAACAAACUGCUUUAUAACGAUAAUGAGUUAACGAACAUUAAGAAUAAUAUCGUAAAUAAACAAAUGGACAUUAGCAAUAUAAGUGAACACAUGUCGACAUGUAUCGACAAGAUUACACAUAAAAUGGAAUCCAACAUUGCCGAAGAGAAAAAAUGGAAACGAAAUGGACUCAUUUAUCAAACAUUAAUAAGCUUAUGUGCCGCUGUUGUUAUGAUGGGUCCACUGAUGAGUUUUGGUUACAGUGCCGUGGCGGAACCAGUGAUGACAGCUCCAAAAACCGACGAUUUACAACUUGACGCUGAUCAAGCAAACUGGAUGGCUACUGCAACUGCGAUAAGUAUACCUUUUGGUUCCUUAAUCUCGAGCCUCGCGUUAAGUCGAGGAAGGAAGAUCGGAUUAUUCGUGACAUCGUUAACCUCACUGACGGGUUGGGUGACGAUUUGCACAUCGAACAGUUACGAGCAAAUUUUGAUAGGGAGAAUAAUUACUGGUAUAUCUGUGGGCUUGUCAGUCAUUUCGACGACACUAUAUGUGGCGGAAAUAGCGGAAACAAAGUGGCGAGACACGAUGCUCGCGUGGGUCAGCAUCUCUGGCAAUUUCUCUAUUCUCAUCGUUUACAUCUUUGGAUAUAUUUCCAAGGACAACUGGCGACUAGUAGCUAUGAUGUGCGCUCUAUUCCCAGCGGUGACAAUUGUUCUAAUUUUGCUACUGAUACCCGAGACGCCACUAUGGUUGCGGGAUCAAAAUCGACCCGAGGAAGCGCUGAAGAUGAUGAAAAAGUUUCGCGGCAUACCAAAAGACCAACCGGCUCCUGCGAAAGUAUUGUUCGAGCUUAAGCCGCAGCUACAAAAGAAGAAUCAGAAUCUGCUGCGACAUCUGAUAAAGAGAAGUUCCAUAGUGCCAUUCGUCAUUAUGGUCAGCUUCUUUUUUUUUCAACAAUUUUCCGGAAUCUACAUUGUCAUAUAUAACGCCGUCGGGAUUAUGGAUAAAUCUGGAAUCCAGAUAGAUCCUUACAUCGGCGCCAUACUAAUAGGUGUCGCACGUUUCAUAGCCACUCUCGUAAUGGCCGGUUUGACCAAAACAUUUGGUCGACGAUUCCUGUCGAUUCUUUCCGGUAUCGGGAUGACAAUUUUCAUGAGCGGUUUGUCGCUCUAUCUCUUCUUGAUUGAAAACGGAACUGUCAUAUCGGAUAACGGGAUAAUCCCAGUAGCAUGUAUGUUAUUAUACGUUUUCACCAGCACUCUGGGUUAUCUGUUGAUACCGUUCAUCAUGGUGAGCGAAAUAUAUCCAUCCAAAGUCAAGGACGUAUUGUCCGGUCUGUCGGUUACUAUAGGUUAUAUCUUUAGUGCAAUAACCAUUAAGACGUAUCCAGACAUGUUGAGACUGAUGAGUAUGCAAGGUUUAUUUCUCUUCUUCGCAAUUAUCUCUUUAAUCGGUGUGAUAUUCAUCUUUUUAUUCUUACCCGAGACAAAAGGAAAAACUCUAUGCGAGAUCGAGGAUAUAUUCUCCAAGAAGAAAGUUUUUGAAUUACCAAUGGAAGGAGUAGUCGGAAAAAAUGCUUCAAACACGACCUUAUAAGAAAUUAAGAAUAUUUAUAAAUAAGAGAAAUAAAUUACAAAGAUUAUUAUAUUAGUAUUAAGUAUGAAGAGAAAGAUGAGAUCAAAUCGCGCAAUGUUGUGCGAUUCAUGAAAUAAAUGUUACAUCGUUUUCAGAUUCGAGGUGCAAUGGUUCUGGUAGUUUAAUUAAAGUAAUAUGAUGACAUAAUAUUUAUUUGGAAUAUGAAUUCUCUUCUUAACAGAUUUUUUAGUAUGUUACAUAUUUUAUAAAGAAUUA
Messenger RNA from Camponotus floridanus (Florida carpenter ant), 1950 nucleotides. RefSeq names its product facilitated trehalose transporter Tret1. The coding region runs from base 76 to 1695 and encodes 539 amino acids. The record is from RefSeq and is a predicted model, not a curated record. Gene Ontology annotation, cellular component: membrane. Gene Ontology annotation, molecular function: transmembrane transporter activity. NCBI's taxonomy places the organism in Eukaryota, Metazoa, Arthropoda, Insecta, Hymenoptera, Formicidae. Gene Ontology annotation, biological process: transmembrane transport. The transcript has 5 exons.